This is a messenger RNA of Beauveria bassiana ARSEF 2860, 1635 nucleotides long. RefSeq names its product adaptor complexes medium subunit family protein. The transcript is spliced from 3 exons. The record is from RefSeq and is a predicted model, not a curated record. The coding region runs from base 1 to 1635 and encodes 544 amino acids. NCBI's taxonomy places the organism in Eukaryota, Fungi, Ascomycota, Sordariomycetes, Hypocreales, Cordycipitaceae. Gene Ontology annotation, biological process: endocytosis; intracellular protein transport. Gene Ontology annotation, cellular component: cytoplasmic vesicle; clathrin adaptor complex.
AUGAGCGGCGCCAUUGAAGCCGUACACAUCUUUGAUGACAACAGAAGUCCGAUACUAUCCCACGCCUACGCCGGCCGGCCGCUGGCCGCCGCCCAGCUCUUACCCCUCUACCUCGAGCACGCUGCCCCGCGGCCGAACCUGAUAUAUCUCGCCAACACAAACCCGCCGACGCUUGUUUUCAGUCUGACACACGGGCAUCUGCUCUUUCUGGCGACGUCAUCGAGUGAGAUUGAGCCGCUGCUGGUGCUCGAGUUUCUGCACCGCAUCAUCGAUGCGUUUGAGGACUUUGUGGGCGCGCCGCUGCUCGCGGUGAAGAUUGAAAACAACUAUGAUAUUGUCGCACAACUUCUGACGGAGAUGUGUGAUGCCGGAAACGUGAGCACAACCGAGCCUAAUGCGCUGCGGGAGGUUGUGGAAGUAGAAGGCUGGGUCGACAAGCUGCUGGGAAGCAUCAACUUGCCUGGAAAAUUACAGUCCAAUUCUGGCUCGAACACACCUGCGAUAUUACCCACGACAGGGACAGCAUUACCAUGGCGGCGAGCAAACGUACGACAUACCUCGAAUGAAAUGUACGCCGAUGUCGUCGAGACCUUGUCAGUUACGCUUGCACCUUCCGGAAGACCACUGGCUGCAUUUGCAAACGGAACAAUUGCAUUCACGGCCAAGGUGUCCGGAGUACCGGAUAUAACGGUCAACCUCACUAGCCCUUCUGGCAAACACAACCUGGGAAGCUUUAUGGAGCUACCUGUUUUUCAUCCUUGCGUCAGACUAAAUAGGUGGAAGGAAAGGCCAGGCGAGCUGAGCUUUAUUCCGCCGGACGGUCGCUUUAUUCUGGCAGGCUACGAAGUCGAUCUGCUUCCGUUUACAAGCGGCAAGUCUGGCAAUCUCAGCAGCAGCUCCCUCAAGCUGCCCGUGAAUCUGGAGAUGAAGACUGGCAUGGGACCAACUGGUUCAGAGUUUGAGGUACGGCUACAAGUAAACAAAAUAUUCGGCACUCCUGGGUCAUCAUCAUCCAGCCAGCUAGGGCGAGGAGGCGGCCCGGGCCGUCUUGGAUCCCCGCAUCCUGGCACGCCAGCCUCACCGUCGCUCGACGACUUGGUUGUUACGAUCCCCCUACCUACUGAUGUUAGAAACCUUUCCGAUAUACGCCCGAGCAGGGGCGAUGCCAGCUUCAACCCGGGGCAAAGGAUAUUAGAGUGGCACAUCCCGGCCAAGGAGCUGAGCGGACCAACGUCACAUUUCGGAUUGCGCAGCACUGUUGUGGGGGCUCUGAGCAACGAGCCGCAAGAGGACGCAUUCGACCCCAGCGGGUUUGGGUUCGGACAGGACUAUUCAUACAAUGAGCCGUACCAGAGCGUGCCGGUGGCCAAUGUUGCGCAAGGGAGCCAUGGCAGCAAGGCAAAGGAGAGCGGCAGCGGCGAGCAGGAUGCCAAGAAAGCAGCGCAAAACAAGAUUUUGAUGCCCAGCUCUGCAUCGGUCAAUUUCUCCGUCAAGGGCUGGCUGGCAAGCGGGCUAAAAGUGGACAGCAUCGUGCUAGACACACGCAAAAGCAGGGGCCUGGGAGAGGGUGUCAAGCCCUACAAGGGGGUCAAGUACCUGACGGUUAGCAAAGGCGGCGUGGAGUUGAGAUGCUAG